AUGCUUUUGAAGUCAGGACUUUUCCUCACUUUGUGUCUGUUUACCCUCCAAGCUAGUCGAAUCAAAGACCUUCAUGACCACGGUUUUUCUGGACUCAGGGAUGUGAAGUACCGACACUUUCUAGAAGCCUCCAGACCGAUCAGACACACCACAAAUGUCAGAGCAGUGCAGGACAGACAUCGGACGAAGAGGUCGGCGCUCCUCACCACAGGGGUCAAAGUGUGUCCCCAAGAGACGAUGAAAGCAGUCAUCGGCAGCCAUCGGGCCUAUUACAAGCUCAGAGUUUGUCAGGAAGCGAUCUGGGAAGCGUUUCGGAUCUUCCUGGACAGAGUCCCAAACUCGGAGGAGUACAGAGCCUGGCUGUACACCUGCCAGCAUGAAAACCUCUGCAUGGACGACCUGGCCCAGAACUUCAGCAGCUCUCAGGAGCAUCUCGACAUGGUGGCCAGAAGAGUAGCUGAGCAUGCUGAAAUUGAUGGAGUCAUUGAAGAAACCACAGAGCCAGGAAGGGAUUGCACCUGGACACCCCCACUGAUUCUACUACCAACUGGGGCUGACCUGAUUGAGGAAAACCCCAACAUGAUAAAAGAGAACUAUGAGGAGUACAUUAUCGAGUUCAGAGUCACCAUCGUGGACCCGGAGUACAGCAAGCUGCUCAGGGACCCCGAGGCAGCACAGUAUGAUGACAUCACACAGGAGCUCACAGACAAGAUGCUUCAUGUGUUUGAAAAAGUUCCAGGAUUCAAAGAGAUUCGUAUUAUGGGAUUUCGCUCUGAGGACGUGUCUGUUCGUUACGCUGUGGUCUUUAAUGGAGAAACAGAGCUCAGUGAUGACCCUGAGGGUCUCGAGGAGCCCGAGAUAGACGAGGAUGUGAAUGCUCCUAAACUGAAGCAUAUCAUCGUGAAGGCCUUGAAACAGGAGCCGUCUCUACCGCUGGACAUAAAGACACUCAGCUUUGAGGCUGUAACCACAGUUUAUCCAGUUGCGGAGCUCGGCAUUAACCCUGCUGAGGAUGUUGUUUCUGAGGAAGACGCCACAGAGGCACCGACAGCAGACAAUACUCUCAUCCAAAAUUUCUUCCCUACUGUGCCGGUGAUAGAAAACUCUUUGGAAGCUUAUACACUCCAACCAGAAACACACACCUUUGUGCCUUUCAUCCCAAACAUCCUCCCAGAAAGCACUUCUGCCGCCGCUGAUGAGACUCCUGUAAUGUCAGCAGUAGAGGAGGAAUCUACAGAAGGUACUGCUGAGGAGCCCGCUGACAUUCUCACACCCAAACCAGAACUGGAAACUAUCACAGAGCAGGAAGAGGAAGCAGAGCCAGAGGUGGAAGAAAUACCCCAGACUGAGCCUGACGACGGAGGUGAGGCUGAACUGGAAGAACAGGUGACGGACGAACCUGAGCCAGCUGAUGGGGUCACUGAGGAAAAUCCAGAGCAACAAACUGAGGACCUUCCCUUAGCAACUCCGGACUCCCAGCCAGAGGAAGUAAUUACUGAUGCACCUGCUGGGAUUAACCUGGACCUGUCGGAGUCACCAGAGUUGCCAGAUUCAACAGAUCCAACAAUUGCUGAGUUAUCCAUCAUAGAAACAGCAGCCCCAGUCACUACACCAUCAUCUCAUGAGGAUGUCGUCCAAGGCAUUGAACCAGAAACAGAUGUGGAGCCUUUGCCCUCCCCUGCAGAGAGCGGCGAAGCCCCUGAGGAUGGUGAUGAGUCUAGUGGAGGGCAAAGUGGAGCGACCCCGGUCGCAAUAACCCUGCUUCCUGAGGAGUCAAACAUUCAAGAGGAUGCUGGGUCAAGUCUGAACGGGACCAGUGUGGAAAUGAUUGAACCUCUGGAAGAAGAGAGCGGUAGUGGAUUCCCCUCAGAGUCUGACGAACGUCCGUACGAAUCCACGGCAGCACCGGCCAUGAGACAAGCCAGCACCCCUCUGAUGACGGCAGUGGAUAAGGGCAAAGAGUUAGUGGUUUUCUUUAGCUUGAGGGUCACUAACAUGAUGUUUUCUGAUGACCUGUUCAACAAGAGCUCCCCAGAGUAUAAAUCACUGGAGAAUACCUUUCUUGAGCUGACACAGCACUCUGGGUCCAGAAACUCGCCAAACCCUGGAGCUUCCAGUAAAUCUGGGCCUGGGAGACAGAAGACUUUAGCCUCCAUACCGCUUCUGCCAUAUCUCCAAUCCAAUUUGACCGGAUUCAAGCAGCUUGAAAUUCUCAACUUCAGGAACGGCAGCGUUGUGGUCAACAGCAGGAUGAAACUGGACAAACCGGUACCCUAUAAUGUCACAGAAGCUGUUCACUGUGUCCUCGAAGACUUCUGCAACGCGGCAUCGAAACGGCUCGACAUCGAGAUUGACAGUCGCUCCUUGGAAGUGGAACCAGCUGACCAAGCAGACCCCUGUAAGUUCCUGGCUUGCAACGAGUUUUCACGCUGCGUGGUAAACAGUUGGACCGACGAGGCAGAGUGUUUGUGUGAUCCGGGCUACAGCACCGUGGACGGCCUGCCGUGUCAGAGCACCUGCGCUCUGCAGCCGGACUACUGCAUGAAUGGAGGCCUGUGUGAGAUAAUCCCAGGGCACGGAGCCACCUGCAGAUGUCCUUUAGGUAAAUACUGGCACUACCACGGAGAACGCUGCAACGAGCUGGUGUCGAUUCCAGUAGAUCCUCCGUUAAUUAUAACCUGCCUCGUGGGAAGCCUCUGCUUUGUUUGCGCCAUCAUCGGCAUUUUGAUAUUCAUUAACAAGAAAUGUAUUAAGACCAAAAAGGCUGUAACUUUGGUGCACACCCUUGCUCCCUAUGCCUUUGAGAAUACUUUGAGGGUGAACCCCGUAUUUGAAAAUGAUGAUGGUGUCUUAACUCAAGUGUCCACAUUGCCAUACCCUUCAAGUUCGGCUUCUUCCCAAUCCCAACAGUCUGAACAAGAGCAUUUCGCCUCAAUUGAAAACAUACAUCUGAGUAUUGAGAUCCCCAGACAACUCUACACAACAAGAUCAGAAAAGUUAGUCUCAGAAAUGGUGGACUUCCAUCACUGUAUACCACACAACGAGACGUGGCGACCACCAAAUGAAUACAGAACAUGCUGUCUUUUAAGGGCAUCAGAUAACGAAUGCUUUGAAGUAACGGUUGUUUGA
This is a messenger RNA of Plectropomus leopardus (leopard coralgrouper), 3129 nucleotides long. Lineage: Eukaryota; Metazoa; Chordata; Actinopteri; Perciformes; Serranidae. The record is from RefSeq and is a predicted model, not a curated record.